AUGAUUGGACGGGCCGUGCUCCGGCAGAGCCGGGGAGCGCUCGUCACACCGCCGGCCCCGAUCAGCAGCCAGCUCAGCCAGAUCUGCCGCCGUGCCUUCCUCUCUACAGACUCGACAACGACGUCCAUACCAUCACAGACGACACCGCCGACAACAAGUACGCAACCGUCACGGCCGAACACUGCGCCUCAACCGUAUGGCACAAAACGCGUCCCAUUGGCCUUGCGCCCGGAGAUGACCAGCCAUCUUGCAGCCAAGUUCGUCGCCAAGGGAAAGGCGAAGCGCAAAACGGCGGGCCUCGGUUCCUCGGUUGAGCGUCUCUACGUACCCGACGAACUGAUCCGCAACCCGCCCUACCCCAAGGACGUCACUCUCGAGCUUCUCAUGGCGUCCCAGACGCACCUCGGCCACAACACAUCUCUGUGGAACCCGGCCAACUCCCGCUACAUCCACGGCAUACGCACCGGCAUCCACAUUAUCUCGCUCGAGCAGACCGCGCUGUACCUCCGCCGCGCCGCCCGCGUCGUCGAGGAGGUCGCCUACCAUGGCGGCAUCAUUCUCUUUGUCGGCACCCGCAAGGGCCAGGCCGACAUUGUCGUGCGCGCGGCCGAGCUGGCGGGCGGCUGCCAUGUCUUUGACCGAUGGCAGGGCGGCACGAUUACGAACCGCGACCAGAUGCUCUUCCGCAGCAAGCAGCGCAUCGUCGACGAGCAGGACCGUGACAUCUCGGACGAGGGCUUCCGGUCGCACCUGUUGCGGCGGCGGCCGCUGAUUCCCGACCUCGUGGUGGUUCUCAACCCGAUGGAGAACUUUGUGCUGCUGCGGGAGUGUGCGGGUGCGACGGUGCCGACGAUUGGCGUGAUCGACACGGACGCCGACCCAGGCCGCGUUUCGUAUCCGAUCCCGGCCAACGACGACAGUCUGCGGUCGGCGGCCCUGAUUGCGGGUGUUUUGGGCCGCGCGGGCGAACUGGGGCAGAAGCGGCGGCUGCGGGACGCCCGCGAGGGCGUUGUGGCGUGGGAGAACGCGGAGGAAAUUAACCGGUUCAUGGAUAAGCGGAACCGGGCAAACGAAGCCCUCGAGUCUGGCGAAAAGAGGAAGGUCAAGUGGUCAUCGCGGACGGCUUUGUCCGGCGGAAAUAUCUUCUAA
Messenger RNA from Sporothrix schenckii 1099-18, 1149 nucleotides. RefSeq names its product small subunit ribosomal protein S2. Gene Ontology annotation, biological process: translation. The coding region runs from base 1 to 1149 and encodes 382 amino acids. The transcript is spliced from 2 exons. Gene Ontology annotation, molecular function: structural constituent of ribosome. NCBI's taxonomy places the organism in Eukaryota, Fungi, Ascomycota, Sordariomycetes, Ophiostomatales, Ophiostomataceae. Gene Ontology annotation, cellular component: ribosome; mitochondrial small ribosomal subunit. The record is from RefSeq and is a predicted model, not a curated record.